UAGAUUUUCCACCGUCUACACCGUCGUCGAUGUCGCAGGGCGUAUAACGAUGCGCUUGUAAAACCGCGGCUCCCGUGUUUCCCUAACACGACGAGAUACCACGUUUCGUUCUCGCAUCGACGUUUGGUUCGCGCGACUGCAGCUCGACGAGCAACCAACCAGGCGAGGAAGCAACCCCCGUUCGAGAGCAGGCAGCCGACGAACAACCGCCAAAAUGCCUGCCGUAAAGAGGGAAGCGGAGAAGGUGCCGGAAGAGCCGGUGCCGGUGGAGGAGGUCGUCGAAUCGACGUUAAACACCUUGAUGAGCACAGACAUGGAAAUGAAAGAAGGCACAGACGCGGAAGUAGUCACCGAGAGCGCAGGUAAAACGCUCGAAACGAAAAUUGAGGACCUCGGGAAAGAGCUUGCGGAAGAGAUGGGAAUACCAACAUGGGGCCUCGUUACGAUCCUAAUAGCCGUAGGCGUAGUAGUUCUCGGAAUCUGCUUCUGCUGCAUAAGAAGAUGCUGUCGCAAAAGGCGAUCCAAGGACGGGAAGAAAGGGUUGAAGGGAGCGGUGGACCUGAAAUCGGUGCAGCUGUUGGGCACCACGUACAAGGACAAGGUCCAGCCGGAUAUGGAAGAACUGACCGAUAACGCGGAGGAACCGGACGAGGCGGAGAGUAAGCAGAGCGAGGUGAAACUCGGGAAACUUCAAUUCAAGCUCGAAUACGACUUCAACAUGAACAGUCUGGCGGUAACAGUGAUACAAGCGGAGGAACUGCCAGCCUUGGACAUGGGCGGGACGUCCGAUCCGUACGUGAAGGUCUACCUGCUGCCCGACAAGAAGAAGAAAUUCGAAACGAAAGUGCACAGGAAAACGCUCAAUCCGGCCUUCAACGAGACUUUCACAUUCAAGAACGUCACUUACGGAGACGCGAUGAACAAGACGCUGGUCUUCGCCAUCUUCGACUUCGACAGGUUCUCCAAGCACGACCAAAUCGGCGAAGUCAAGGUGCCGCUCUGCCAAGUAGAUUUGGCCCAGACGAUCGAGGAGUGGAGGGAACUGCAGAGCGUCGAGGGCGAGGGCGGCCAGGAUAACAAAUUGGGUGACAUAUGCUUUUCGCUGCGAUACGUCCCCACGGCUGGUAAAUUGACAGUGGUGAUUCUGGAGGCGAAGAACCUGAAGAAGAUGGACGUUGGCGGCCUGUCGGAUCCAUACGUGAAGAUCGCUUUGAUGCAGAACGGCAAGAGAUUGAAGAAGAAGAAAACGUCCAUCAAGAAGUGCACCCUUAAUCCGUAUUACAACGAAUCGUUCACGUUUGAGGUACCCUUCGAGCAAAUACAGAAAGUGCAAUUGGUUGUCACGGUAGUCGACUACGAUCGUAUCGGCACCUCAGAACCCAUUGGGAAGGUCGUCUUGGGGUACAACGCGAGCGGAACAGAGUUGAGACACUGGUCCGACAUGUUGGCAUCCCCGAGACGUCCUAUUGCUCAAUGGCACACGCUUAAGGACCCCGAGGACGGCGACAAGAAGGACUAAGAGCGUUCAGUAUGUCCAAGUUAAGGUAAUGCACACCAAAGGUUCUAAGCAUAUACGACAAAUGUACAGAAGCAGUUUUUUCGUUUCGUUACGUUACGUUCGCUUUCGCCCCACCCACUCGACAAACUAUAUAUAUUUUCCAACGAUAACCCGUGGACGAUACACCCGUACGAGGCAGGAUUUUCUCUGGACAAAAGAAAGGAACGAAUGAGUUGGACAUAAAACGAACAAAAAUAUCGGGAUCGAUAGAAAACGGAUGCAACGAUCUACGACGGGUAAACCGAUCGUUUAUUCGCUGGGAUAA
This is a messenger RNA of Colletes gigas, 1823 nucleotides long. It is a transcript of the gene Syt1, whose product is annotated as synaptotagmin 1. Gene Ontology annotation, biological process: cellular response to calcium ion; synaptic vesicle endocytosis; regulation of calcium ion-dependent exocytosis. The transcript has 9 exons. NCBI's taxonomy places the organism in Eukaryota, Metazoa, Arthropoda, Insecta, Hymenoptera, Colletidae. The record is from RefSeq and is a predicted model, not a curated record. Gene Ontology annotation, molecular function: clathrin binding; calcium ion binding; phosphatidylserine binding. Bases 215 to 1519 code for a protein of 434 amino acids. Gene Ontology annotation, cellular component: dense core granule; synaptic vesicle membrane; axon.